AUGUCGACUCCGGAGACGAGAGUGAAGCCCAAUAUCCUCAUUACCGGAACUCCAGGUACGGGCAAAACUACUCUGGCAGACGAACUAGCUAAGCACUUGGGAUAUUUUCGUUUUGACAUCGGAGAAAUAGUGCGAGAAAAUAAGUUCUACACGGAGUUCGAUGAGGAAUAUGACACUUUUGUACUUGAUGAGGACGCCAUCUUGGAUUUUAUGGAAGAACGAAUGGACAAAGAUGACGGAGGAAAUGUAGUAGAUUACCAUGGAUCUUCAUUCUUUCCCGAACGCUGGUUCGACUUCGUUAUUGUCCUUCGAUGUUCAAACACCGUCUUGCAUGACCGAUUAACAAGCAGAGGAUAUAAUCAAUUUAAGGUGAAACAGAAUAUUGAAUGUGAAAUUUUUGGGACAUUAGCGGAAGAAGCGCGUGAGUCCUAUCCGGAACUAGAUGUUCAGGAGCUCACGUCUGAAGAUGUAGAUGAUGUCCAUACGAACAUAGAGAAGAUCAGCCAACUCAUAGAGAAUUGGAGAAAAUAG
Molecule: messenger RNA, 531 nt
Organism: Auanema sp. JU1783
Lineage: Eukaryota; Metazoa; Nematoda; Chromadorea; Rhabditida; Rhabditidae
Source: the annotation of a GenBank genome assembly